CCUGGUAUGAGUCAUCAUCUUCUUCUAUAUUGGCUAUCUAAUUUCUAGUAAUACAAAACACAGCUAGUUAUUAGUUUGUUAUCUCUCAGCUAGCAUUAUAAUUCAUCAUCAUGGGUUAUUAGUUUGUUCCUAUAAAUACCAAACACAUCUCCACUCAUAAAUCACACAGCUACUCAAGCAUUUUCUAAGUUAGUUAUUAGUUUGUUAUCUCUCAGCUAGCAUUAUAAUUCAUCAUCAUGGGUGUUUUUAAAUUUGAGGAUGAAAAAACUUCUGUUGUAGCACCUGCUAUACUUUACAAGGCUCUUGUUAUUGAUGUUGACACUCUUACUCCAAAGGUUAUUGAUGAUAUCAAAAAUAUUGAAAUUCUUGAAGGAGACGGCGGUGCUGGAACCAUCAAAAAGGUCACUUUCGUUGAAGAUGGUGAAACCAAACAUGUGUUGCACAAAGUGGAGUUUUUAGUAGAUGUUACUAACUGGGCUUACAACUACAGCAUAGUUGGUGGUGUUGGACUUCCAGACACAGUUGAGAAGAUCUCAUUUGAGGCUAAAUUGUCUGAAGGACCAAAUGGAGGAUCUGUUGGAAAGCUAAGUGUGACAUACUUCACAAAAGGUGAUGCUGCUCCUAGUGAGGAGGAACUCAAGAAAGACAAAGCUAAGGGUGAUGGUCUUUUCAAGGCUCUUGAGGGUUACGUUUUGGCUAAUCCUGAUUACAACUAAAUUAUAUAAUCAUCAAAUGAAAUGUUUGUUUGUUUUCUAUAUGGUGUGUUGUGAAACAUUAUACUAUAUAUAUCCAGUGUGUUUAAUUUGGCUCCCUAUGUAAUUUUCUCUACUUUUUUAAUCCCUUUCCUUUUGUUGCGGAAGUGAAA
Messenger RNA from Vicia villosa (hairy vetch), 865 nucleotides. Its product is annotated as disease resistance response protein Pi49-like. The record is from RefSeq and is a predicted model, not a curated record. Gene Ontology annotation, biological process: abscisic acid-activated signaling pathway; defense response. The transcript has 3 exons. Gene Ontology annotation, cellular component: cytoplasm; nucleus. Gene Ontology annotation, molecular function: abscisic acid binding; protein phosphatase inhibitor activity; signaling receptor activity. Bases 237 to 716 code for a protein of 159 amino acids. NCBI's taxonomy places the organism in Eukaryota, Viridiplantae, Streptophyta, Magnoliopsida, Fabales, Fabaceae.